Messenger RNA from Trichechus manatus latirostris (Florida manatee), 861 nucleotides. RefSeq names its product asialoglycoprotein receptor 1. Lineage: Eukaryota; Metazoa; Chordata; Mammalia; Sirenia; Trichechidae. Gene Ontology annotation, molecular function: signaling receptor activity. The record is from RefSeq and is a predicted model, not a curated record. The transcript has 8 exons. Bases 1 to 861 code for a protein of 286 amino acids.
AUGACCAAGGAGUAUCAAGAUCUUCAGCAUCUGGACAAUGAGGAGAGCGACCAUCACUAUCAGCUCAGAGAGGGGCCACCUCCUCCCCAGCCCUUCCUGAGGCGUCUCUGCUCCGGACCCUGCCUCCUCCUGUUCUCCCUGGGCCUCAGUCUCCUUCUGCUGAUCAUCAUCUGUGUAAUUGGAUCCCGAAACUCGCAGCUGCAGAAGGAGCUGCAUGCUCUGAGAGGGAUGUUCAGCAACUUCACAGUGAGCACUGAGGCUGAGGUCAAGACGCUGAGCACCCAGGGAGACAGUGUGGGCCGAAAGAUGAAGAGCCUGGAAUCCCAGUUGUUGGAGCAGCAACGGUUGAUGGGUGAAGACCACUCCAACUUGCUGCUACACGUGAAGCACUUUGUGUCUGACCUGCGCAGCCUGAGCUGUCAGUUAGCCAUGCUCCAGGGCAACGGCACUGAAAGGUCCUGCUGCCCUGUUAACUGGGUGGAGUAUGAAGGCAGCUGCUACUGGUUCUCUCGCUCUGGGAAGUCCUGGCCCGAGGCUCAGAAGUACUGCCAGCUGGAGGACGCCCACCUGGUGGUGGUCACUUCCUGGGAGGAGCAGAAUUUUAUCCAGCACCACAUGGGCUCUGCAAACACCUGGAUGGGCCUCACCGACAAAAACGGGCCCUGGAAAUGGGUAGAUGGGACGGACUAUGAGACAGGCUUCAAGAACUGGAGGCCAGAGCAGCCAGAUGACUGGUACGGGCAUGGCCUUGGAGGAGGCGAGGACUGUGCCCACUUCACUAACAACGGUGGCUGGAAUGAUGACGUCUGCCAGAGGCCCUACCGCUGGGUCUGCGAGACAGGGCUGGACAAGGCCAACUAG